GGCGCCGGCCUGCGGCCCCCUCCUCCGCGCCCGGCUCCUUCUCUCCCUCCUUCCCCGGCCCUGGCAGCCCUGGGGGAGCAGAGAGCCCGUCUAGCCGUGACGGCUCCGGGAACCCGAGCACAGGUGCCGGGAGGCCACAUCGCCCGCUCGGACCACGCUCCUGGAGAAGCCCCGGGCCCGCGCGGCCCUCCCCGCCACAGAGAGCGCGCACCGCCCCCGGGAGCCGGCCGGGCGCGCCCGAGGAGGCAGCAGCGCAGCGGCCUCCGGAGCCUCGGGCAGCGCGCCGGCCUCGAGGGCCGCUCCCCAGCCGCGGCCCCUCCCCUCCGCUUCCUCCUUCCCCGCGGCGCUCCGGGACCCACGGGCGCUUAGACCAGCGCCAGGCGCCCGAGCUUUGUGUCCACCCCGGGCCCGGGCGCGCCUCGGGGGGUCCCACUGGGCGAGCGAGCUGUGAGGCGUGGCCGCCGGGAGGAGGUGCUUGGGGGGGCGUGGGGCUCCCCGGCGAGCGGGCGGCGAAGGGAGCGAGUCGAGCGCGGCCGGACAAUGAACUGGGCAGCUCGACACUGCGGCUAAUUUUAGGGGGGACGUGGGCCGAGGACAGGAUGCCAGGCGCUCCGGCGCUCUGAGCCCCCCCACCCCCGCGCUCUGAGGCCCCCGCACGGGUGCGCGCCUGCACCCGCGCCCUCCCCCUCCCCCCGCAGGCUUUGGCUGUGGCACUUUGGGGUGCGGAGCCUCUAGAGCGACCGCGAUGGCCAGCACCAGGAGUAUCGAGCUGGAGCACUUUGAGGAGCGGGACAAAAGGCCGCGGCCGGGGUCGCGGAGGGGGGCACCGGGCUCGUCCGGGGGCAGCAGCAGCUCGGGCCCCAAGGGCAACGGGCUCAUUCCCAGCCCGGCGCACAGCGCGCACUGCAGCUUCUACCGCACGCGCACCCUGCAGGCCCUGAGCUCUGAGAAAAAGGCCAAGAAGGCGCGCUUCUACCGCAACGGGGACCGCUACUUCAAGGGCCUGGUGUUCGCCAUCUCCAGCGACCGCUUCCGCUCCUUUGACGCACUGCUCAUCGAGCUCACCCGCUCCCUGUCCGAUAACGUGAACCUGCCCCAGGGCGUCCGCACCAUCUACACGAUCGACGGCAGCAAGAAGGUCACCAGCUUGGAGGAGCUGCUGGAAGGUGAGAGUUAUGUGUGUGCAUCGAAUGAACCAUUUCGUAAAGUUGAUUACACCAAAAAUAUUAAUCCGAACUGGUCUGUGAACAUCAAGGGUGGGACCACCCGACCUGUGGCUGCUGCUGGCUCCGUGAAAAGUGAAGUCAAGGAAAGUAAAGAUUUCAUCAAGCCCAAGCUGGUGACUGUGAUUCGAAGUGGUGUGAAGCCUAGAAAGGCUGUGCGGAUCCUUCUUAAUAAGAAGACGGCUCAUUCCUUUGAGCAAGUCUUAACAGAUAUCACCGAAGCCAUUAAACUAGACUCAGGAGUGGUCAAGCGGCUUUGCACACUGGAUGGAAAGCAGGUUACUUGCCUGCAAGACUUUUUUGGAGAUGAUGAUGUUUUCAUUGCCUGUGGACCAGAGAAGUUCCGUUAUGCCCAAGAUGACUUUGUCCUGGAUCACAGUGAAUGCCGUGUCUUGAAGUCAUCUUACUCUCGCUCCUCAGCUGUUAAAUAUUCUGGAUCCAAAAGCCCUGGAACCUCUCAACGCAGCAAAUCACCAGCUUCAGUAAAGAGGGGUGGCCACUACUCCAGUGUCUAUUCUUCAGCCAGAUCCCCAGUGAAUGGAACUCCCAGCAGUCAGCUUUCUACUCCCAAAUCUACAAAAUCCUCAAGUUCCUCUCCAACUAGCCCAGGAAGUUUCAGAGGAUUAAAGAUUUCUGCACAUGGCAGAUCUUCCUCCAGUGUAAACGGUGGACCUGAACUCGAUCAUUGCGAGAGUCCUGAAGGGCUGAAUGGGAACAGGUGCUCCGAAUCCUCCACUCUGCUUGAGAAGUACAAGAUCGGGAAGGUUAUUGGUGAUGGAAAUUUUGCCGUGGUCAAAGAGUGCAUGGACCGGUGCACAGGGAAGGAGUUUGCCCUGAAGAUAAUAGACAAAGCCAAAUGUUGUGGAAAGGAACACCUUAUCGAGAACGAAGUGUCGAUAUUGCGCCGAGUGAAGCACCCCAAUAUCAUCAUGCUGGUCGAGGAGAUGGAAACCAUGACUGAACUCUUCCUGGUGAUGGAAUUGGUCAAAGGUGGAGAUCUCUUUGAUGCAAUUACCUCAUCAACCAAGUAUACAGAGAGGGAUGGCAGUGCCAUGGUGUACAACCUGGCCAACGCCCUCAGGUACCUUCACAGUCUCAGCAUUGUGCACCGAGACAUCAAGCCAGAGAACCUCUUGGUAUGUGAGUAUCCUGAUGGGACAAAGUCUCUGAAACUGGGAGACUUCGGUCUAGCCACUGUGGUGGAAGGUCCUUUAUACACAGUCUGCGGCACCCCAACCUAUGUGGCUCCAGAAAUCAUUGCCGAAACUGGCUAUGGCCUGAAGGUGGACAUUUGGGCAGCAGGAGUGAUCACCUACAUCCUCCUCUGUGGAUUCCCACCAUUCCGGAGUGAGAACAAUCUCCAGGAAGAUCUCUUCGACCAGAUCUUGGCUGGGAAGCUGGAGUUUCCUGCCCCCUACUGGGAUAACAUCACAGACUCUGCAAAGGAAUUAAUCAGUCAGAUGCUGCAGGUCAACGUGGAAGCUCGGUGUACUGCGGGACAAAUCCUGAGCCACCCCUGGGUGUCGGACGACGCCUCCCAGGAGAACAAUAUGCAAGCUGAAGUGACAGGUAAACUAAAACAGCACUUUAAUAACGCACUCCCCAAGCAGAACAGCACCACCACCGGCGUCUCCGUGAUCAUGUUUGAUUUGACCGUUUGAGAGCCACCUCAGAGUUUCACUCUUGGCCCUGUUGAGACUAUGGGGACCCUGAAGCAGAAUUCUGGUAUCCACCCUGCUGGCCUUCAUCCAAGUAGCUUCUAAUCCAUCCACAGCCCUUCCUCAAAUCCGCAUGCUCACCCCCAACUGACUCCAGCUCCAUCUCAGCUUCUGAGAAGGCUGGGUCUUCUGUCCAUACUGACACCCUUUCAGCUUGCUGGCACAUCUGUCAUUUCUCAGCUGCCCCCCGCCACCACCGCCUAGACUCAAAGUUGGUGAGGUCACGGGAGGUAGCUGAGUGUUUUUUUUCACUUGGAUAAAAAGAUUACACACACACACACACACACACACACACACUUUUAUUCUUUUCCCUCUCCAGAGAGCUGCUCAGCUCUGGCUUCCGGUGUUUCUCAGGGUUGCACCUAGGACUCUCUUGGUGCCUCAGUCCUGAAAGUUUCUUUGUAUCACCAUUAAGUUAUCUCCCCAGCCCAAGGCAUCUUUCUUGUGAAUGCCAAAGUGAGGCCUCCCUUCUGUUCCUCUAACCACCUUUCCAGAGACAGUAUUCUUAUCAGUAAGACAGAGCAGGGUCAGGUAGUCUUGGGUUAAGGGAAGAGAAUGAAGAACAUUGGAUUUGAUUUGGGGUGAAGAUAGGCCUGAGAUUUUGGGUUACCUUUGCAUUUAACUUGUCCUGGGCCUAGUUAAGAAAGGACUGUGCAUGUACAGGGCAGGAUGCAGGGCUCCAGUUCACCCCAUGGGCUCCUCCCAGCCUCGAGAGGCCAUCUUGUGGCAGGAGAGAGAAGCCCCUCCUUCCUGUACCCAUCUUGUGGAUGGUUGAAUUCAAAUGACUAGUGCUCCCUGCCCCCCCAGGGGGAUUAUGCUUCUUUCAGGGGGCGUUUGGUGACUGAUUCAGGCUUCACUUAAGAUAGACAAAACUAUUUCAAUCGUGUUGCUUCUGCUUAAAGUAAGUCUAGUUUCUGUCCCCGCUUCUCUCCUCCCUCCUGCCUCUCCUGCCACUGCAUUGCUUCCCUCUGCCUAGGUCCAAGGCGAUGGUAUGUACUAACCGCACGGCGAUGCUUUGUGUGAUGCUUUGUUCCACUACACAUACAUGUUCUCUUGACAGGAAGAGAAAAGGAGAAAUAACUAUGGGGGGAUUGGUGUUUUCUCCAUGCUUAGUGCGCCACUGAAGAGAAGCUCGGCCUCCUCUCAGCUGAGGAGCUGAGGAGCUCAGGCGCUUGAGAGCCAGGCCAGCUCCUGACUGACUCCUCAGAGUGACUUUCUCCCCCAUGGUAGAAACAGUCUUUGGAAACUACAGAAAGGUCAUCCUUAGCUCAGAAGGAGAAGCCACACCCGUCUUUCUUAGUCCUGUUAUUGCUCAGAUAGUCUGCAAUUUUUGUUUUAGUCAGAGCAAGAGUUUGCAGAGCUCCUCUCUCCCUCAGUAGUCAGAUCACAACAAAAGCUCCUGAUUUGGGCCUUUUCCCUAAAGGGGCCUGAGGGCUGGCAUUUCCUGUAUUUGGAAAAGACAGUGAGAUGGCUGUUGGCCUGGACAGACAAGUGGUCAAACUGAGCAGAGGAGUGGACAGGAGCGAGGCCUGGCCUUCCAGGUUGCUGCUGAGUGGGUUUGAGCUGGGCUGGCGAGGGGCUAAAGAUGUGAGGCUGCACCACGAGUUGCUGGGACAUUGCUGCAGCCACUUGGACUGGAGAGGGACAUUCAACCUGUCAUCUAAGAGAGACCCACAGUUUGCUGAUCACCUCAGGAUAUUUGGGGCUCCAGGUCUAGCUCAGUCAGGAAGAAUGGCCCCGGGCUGCUUCACAGCCAGCUGACGCCCAGGGGGAGGACAGGCCAUCCAGGGUGCCCACCGCCUAUGUUUUUUCUCCUCUUCUCUCUCUGGCUCCCAUGCAUGCUCCUCUGUGCACUGUCCCCGCGGCCAGGUGGCCUGAGUCCGGCCAGGCUGACCUGUCUCUUGCUGCUCUCU
Messenger RNA from Erinaceus europaeus (western European hedgehog), 4854 nucleotides. It is a transcript of the gene DCLK2, whose product is annotated as doublecortin like kinase 2. NCBI's taxonomy places the organism in Eukaryota, Metazoa, Chordata, Mammalia, Eulipotyphla, Erinaceidae. The transcript has 17 exons. The coding region runs from base 746 to 2884 and encodes 712 amino acids. Gene Ontology annotation, molecular function: protein kinase activity; ATP binding. Gene Ontology annotation, biological process: protein phosphorylation; intracellular signal transduction. The record is from RefSeq and is a predicted model, not a curated record.